GGCCUCAUAUCCACACCAACCAAUUUUUGUCAAUUUAAAGAGCCCCCACUGCUGGGACCCGGUGCUGCUUUUCCACAAUUUGGCGCAGCUGAAUUCCAUCCCACCACACCGGAGAAUUGGAAGGGCGCAACCAUACAUACGACCGGACUGAUGAAGGAGCCAGCUGUAGUGCCGGGACGCAAUGCACCGGUCGCAUUCGCCGCACAGGGACAAGGACAGGAAAUUAUACCUUCUCUCCAGGGUGCUGUCAUGAUGGUUUAUGGCUUGGAUCACGACACAUCGAAUACAGAUAAAUUAUUCAAUUUGGUCUGCUUAUACGGCAAUGUUGCAAGGAUUAAAUUCCUGAAAACCAAAGAGGGCACCGCCAUGGUACAAAUGGGCGAUUCGGUCGCCGUCGAACGCUGUGUCCAACAUUUGAACAACAUUCCCGUCGGCAAUGGUGGCAAAAUCCAAAUUGCCUUCUCCAAACAGAAUUUCCUGUCCGAAGUUAUAAAUCCAUUUUUAUUACCCGAUCACACACCCAGUUUUAAGGAGUAUACCGGCUCAAAGAACAAUCGCUUCCUGUCGCCAGCACAGGCAAGCAAAAAUCGCAUACAACCACCGAGCAAGAUUCUGCACUUUUUCAACACACCGCCUGGCUUGACCGAAGACCAGCUUAUAGGCAUUUUCAAUAUCAAAGAAGUGCCCGCCACAUCGGUGCGAUUAUUCCCACUUAAAACGGAGCGUUCCUCAUCGGGUCUAAUUGAGUUUCCCAAUAUUUCACAGGCCGUUUUGGCCAUCAUGAAGUGCAACCAUCUGCCAAUCGAGGGAAAAGGUACCAAAUUCCCAUUCAUCAUGAAACUCUGCUUCUCAUCGUCGAAGAGCAUGAAUGGCGCUUGGAAUAAUGCCACCAAUGAGGGUAUGAUCGAGAAAGAGAAUGAAGCGGAAGUUAAAACGGCGGACGUAUAUAAUUGAGAUUUAAUACAAAUCCUCUAAGCUUAAAAAGCAACAACAAGAACACAACUAUCAACAUACAUAUAUAAAUAGAUGACACAACAUUGACAGCAAACAAGAUUACAUAAAAAAUAAAAAGCAAAUACAACAAUAAAAAGGUAUAAAACAAAAGCUAAUGCGGAAGACAGAGAUAGACACAGCGCUGCUAAAUGCUAAAUGGAAGAAAAAUUAUAAGAAGCAAGUAAGCGAAUGUUAUAUAAAAGGAGAAGAACGAGAGCAAGUGCAAGAAAAAGCGCGUAGUAAAUCUCUGAAAACUGCGUAGACUCUGUGAAAGCAAGCAGCGCAAAUGACUAAGAAUUUCGUUUUUCAUUUGGACAACACACCGCGGCAACAAUAACAAUAAUAACAACUACAAAACAAAGGCACUUUUUUUAGUAUAAUUCGUUGGUAUUCAAAUGAGACAAUUAUUAUUAUACAACUUAAUUUAAUUAUUAUUAUUAUUAUUAUUAUAUACUAUACUUAUGUAUGUAUACU
This is a messenger RNA of Rhagoletis zephyria (snowberry fruit fly), 1467 nucleotides long. RefSeq names its product heterogeneous nuclear ribonucleoprotein L (gene sm). Gene Ontology annotation, molecular function: RNA binding. The record is from RefSeq and is a predicted model, not a curated record. Lineage: Eukaryota; Metazoa; Arthropoda; Insecta; Diptera; Tephritidae.